UCUACUUUGGGUCUUCCCGGGUCAACUCACUCCGUGUCCAUUGGGUUGAAGUGCUCGACUCGCCUAACUCGCUCCAGGACGACCCAUCCCAUCCCUGGGCUUCUCGUCCUCGGCCCCCUCCUCGCCGAUCUCUGUCUCCGCCAGCUGGAACCACCGACGUCCUCCACCGCGGCCCGCAACCAUGUCGUACACCCUCGCCUUUAAUUCCUCCGGCAAGCAUGCGUGAGGCGGCGAGGACGCGAAGUCAGGGACGCUCCCCGGGCCGUGCCUCAUGCCAACGACCACGUAGCCGUAGCCCGGGAGAACGGUGUUGUCGAUGAGGAUCGGGGUGGCGCUGCGGAGAAAGAGGCCGUCGAGGGUCUCUCCGGCGGCGAGGUGUGACUUGAUGCUCCGGGAAGAGGCGUCCGACUCCAGCGGCAACGACGACGACCGAAUAGGUGCAAGCAAGGGUUUUUUGGGCGGGGAUGAAAAUGGCGGUGGUGAGGGCUCGGCUGGAUCCGCGGGGCGUGAGGAUCGAUGGAGGGUUUUGGAGUGGUAGGGUUUCUGCAGGCAAGGAGACGAGGGUUUGCUUUGGGUUUCCCAGCGUUAGCUGCCGCCGUCAAAGACAGAGAGGCGGCCGUUCCUUCUGAUCUCUAGAGAGAGACUCCCGUCCGUGGACGGGCCGGUACGCCGACAGAGAGGCGGGCGGAUAUGCAGCACGUAAAACGGGGCCCACAUAAGUGCCAUCGAUUUCCCAUCCAAAAUGCGGGUAACUGAUGCGAGUGCGUCUAAACGGGUAGGAAAAGCAUCGCCAGAAGAGGCUCUUAGCCCGCUUCGUAUCAUAUCCGGUGACAGCUCGAGCCCGGAGUCUCUCCGCUACAGAUUUUGUGAUGCCGCCUCCGGCAUCCGCAAUCCCACAGUUCCGCUGCGUGUCAUCCUCCCUCCUCCGCUCAAGAAAUCUAAUCUCCACCGACCCUCACCAUAUCCACCGCCCCAAACCAAUUUCAAGCUUAAAUCUUCUCUCCUCCUCCUCUUCUCCUCCGCGACGGUGGCGAUGCGGCGCCAACUCCGAGGGGACGGGGUCGCGCCCGGAGGAGGAGGCGCUUUCGGGCAUGGUGGACGAGCUGCUGAGGAGGGAGGAGAACAAGGCCCUACUCGACGGGCUCGAGGAGGCCUCCGCCAGGGUGGAGCGGGCGAGGGAGGCUCUCGCGGACAUCGAGCGCCGGGCAGCCGACGUCUUGAGGGCUAAGGAGUACAUGCGCCAGCUCCAAAAUCGCGAGGCGGAGAUUGCACAAUCUCAAAGGGAAUUGUUAGAAGCAAGGGCAAAGGUGGAAGAAGCUCAGCGAUCCCUGUCAGCGAAUACGGAUGACAGCAAUAAUUCUGAUAUUGUCUUCGAAGACAUUAACAAAGAGAAAGAGAGACUAGAAUCUGCAAAGGCUGCUGUAGUUUCAUCUGUGGUUGGCACACUUGCUAGUGUCCCUAUAUAUCUGUAUCAAGCUACUAGCGUCCCUCAAGUUAUUCUUGACUUGGCAGUCAUUUCUAUUAGCUGUGCUUUAUUUGGAGUUACCUUUCGGUACACGGUAAGACAAGACCUGGAUAAUCUUCAACUCAAAACAGGGACAUGUGCAGCCUUUGGUUUAAUCAAGGGGCUUUCGGCAGCUGAGACUGGGAGGAUUCUGAAACUGGAUGCUGAAACUUUCAUCUCAUUUUCAAUUGAUGGAGCAGUGUAUGUGUCAGAGAAUAUCUUUAUCUUUCUUGCUGCUGCUGUUGCUCUAGACUUCUGCUUUAAGAUGAGGGUAUUAAGUCCUUUUCCAACAAGGAGAUAGACCAAGCAAAUUGCGAUUGCAGAUUGAAGCUAGUCUUUGCUGUUUUACAUAAUUGAUACAGUGAAUGCAAAGCCUGUAUCAUCUUUUAUAUUCUCGUUCAUUGAAUGAAGCCAUUGUUAUGACAACAACAAAUGUCUCUUGUGCCACUGCAGGCAGGUCUCUAACACUGUGUAAUCAAAGAAUCUGAUGUGCAUAUCAAGAACUUCUGUGAACUUGUUUGAUGCUA
Molecule: messenger RNA, 2031 nt
Organism: Musa acuminata AAA Group (dessert banana)
Lineage: Eukaryota; Viridiplantae; Streptophyta; Magnoliopsida; Zingiberales; Musaceae
Exons: 3
Coding region: 870-1805 (311 amino acids)
Source: RefSeq, a predicted model, not a curated record